Ziziphus jujuba (common jujube) is the source of this 3206-nucleotide messenger RNA. Its product is annotated as receptor-like serine/threonine-protein kinase ALE2. Gene Ontology annotation, molecular function: protein kinase activity; ATP binding. Gene Ontology annotation, biological process: protein phosphorylation. The record is from RefSeq and is a predicted model, not a curated record. NCBI's taxonomy places the organism in Eukaryota, Viridiplantae, Streptophyta, Magnoliopsida, Rosales, Rhamnaceae. The transcript is spliced from 9 exons. Bases 542 to 2875 code for a protein of 777 amino acids.
UAAAGUCCCCCACCUCACUCUUCUCCUUCCCCACACUCUUUCUCUCUCCUAUUCCACACCCUCUCUCUCUCUAUCUUCUCUCUCUCCUCGUCUCCAAGAUCUCACUUUUGUUUCUUACCCUCACUUUUCUCUUUUCGAAAACUCCAUUUUUGUUGCUUCUCUUUGCUCUGGGACCUCAGCAUUCUCUCUCUAUAUGUAUAGCUCUAUGUACAUGUGACUAUGCCUCUGUUUUCCUAGAUCUUCUACCGCAUUUUAUGGAUCUACUACCCGACCCGUUUGCAUUGCUUUGUUUUCGGCACCUUUCUUAUUUUUCUUCAUUUUCUUAGGGUUUUAGUCGUCGAAUGUCUUUUUGCCCACUCUUUCUGCUCUCGUAGCCAUGCUAUUCCUCGUCCCAACCACGCAAUGGGAUGAACAGGUUGGCUGCCGGAGAAUGCUUCCCCGGAAACCUACUGAUCUCUGGCGACUAUCCGGCGGCGCUGUUGAGCUCGAACGCGGUAGCAUCUCAUAAUGGUUUUUGCGAAUUUGGCUUCCGGGAGAGAAAAUGCGAACUCUGAUUUUGCUGCUUUUGUUUUUCCCUCACUUGCUCACUUUGAUUUUCACUUGUUCGGGGCAUUCGUUGCUGCACAUAUACUUACCUCCUGAUCGACUACCAAAUGCACCAUCGUCUAUCAGAGAAUUCUCAGCAAAACAUGAAAGUUCAUUUUGGAUGAGCCUGUCAUUUGGGUCAUCAAGAUUUCCCAAAACUCAGGUGGUUAAGCCCUCUCUUGGACCCUCUCCUACACCUGCACUUUCUCCAAAUUAUCAAGGUCCUAGCAGUUCACCAAGACGCCAUCACUGGCGGCAUCAUCAUCAUCAUCAUGUGAGACCUCAUGCUGUUGCUCCAGCCCCGACAAAAGACCAAGGUUGUGAUCAAAUUUGUGUGGAGCCUCUUACUGCUGCUCCUUUUGGUUCACCUUGUGGGUGUGUGUUUCCUAUGAAAAUCAGACUCCUGCUGGAUAUAGCUCCUUUUGCUGUUUUUCCAGUAAUGGGUGAGCUAGAGAUUGAGGUUGCUACAGGAACAUACCUGGAGCAAAGUCAAGUGAAAAUAAUGGGUGCUAGUGCUGAUAGCCAAAACCAAGGAAGAACAGUUGUGGAUAUAAACUUAGUGCCACUUGGAGAGAAGUUUGAUAAUACCACUGCAAUGUUAACAUAUGAUCGAUUUCGGCAUAAAAAAGUGCCUCUAAACAUGACUCUGUUUGGUAAUUAUGAAGUGGUAUACAUCAGUUAUCCAGGUCUUCCUUCUUCACCACCAUAUGGAUAUUAUACGGGAAGUGGUCCGUCUGGAAGUGCUGGAAAUCUCCCUAUCACAGCAAAUUUUGGGAACAAGAACCAGAGAAUGAAUGUUCGAAUCAUCAUAAUUAUUGCACUUUCUGCAUUUGUACUCCUAUUGGUUCUUGUUGGAGCAGUCGUCAUUCUUAUAAAAUGGAGGAAAGUUGGAAGGCCAUCAAGUGCUGUUGGUCCUGCGAUUUCGUCAUCUAUACACAAAAGAUCUGGAAUAGGGUCUAUAUUAUCAAGUAGCAUUGCCAGCUCUACUUCUGUGUCCCUGAUAUCUACAAUGGCUCCCACCAUCCUCUCUGUUAAAACAUUUUCACUUUCUGAGCUAGAGAAAGCAACAGAGAAGUUUAGUUCAAAAAGAAUUUUGGGAGAAGGAGGAUUUGGACGUGUUUACCAUGGGACCAUGGAGGAUAAAACUGAAGUUGCGGUUAAGUUGCUUACGAGGGAUAAUCAAAACGGGGAUCGUGAAUUUAUUGCUGAAGUUGAGAUGUUAAGUCGCUUGCAUCAUCGCAACCUUGUGAAACUGAUUGGUAUAUGCAUUGAAGGACGAACUCGCUGCUUAGUGUAUGAGCUUGUCCACAAUGGCAGUGUUGAGUCACACUUGCAUGGUGUUGACAAGAACAGAGGACCUCUUGACUGGGAUGCACGGAUAAAGAUUGCUCUUGGUGCAGCUAGAGGGUUAGCCUAUCUUCAUGAAGAUUCUAACCCUCGUGUCAUUCACCGAGAUUUCAAGGCUAGUAAUGUUUUACUUGAGGAUGACUUCACCCCCAAGGUUUCUGAUUUUGGUCUGGCAAGGGAAGCAACUGAGGGAAGUCAUCAUAUUUCUACACGUGUUAUGGGCACUUUCGGGUAUGUUGCCCCAGAGUAUGCAAUGACAGGGCACCUACUCGUCAAGAGCGAUGUUUAUAGUUAUGGAGUUGUGCUAUUGGAGCUUCUUUCUGGUCGAAAGCCUGUUGACAUGUGCCAACCUUCAGGACAGGAGAAUUUAGUAACUUGGGCAAGGCCACUACUGACCAGCAGGGAAGGUCUGCAACAGUUGGUGGAUCCUACUUUAGCUGGAGGUUAUGACUUCGAUGACAUGGCUAAAGUGGCAGCCAUUGCUUCCAUGUGUGUGCACCCUGAGGUGACUCAUAGACCAUUUAUGGGUGAAGUUGUGCAGGCUCUAAAGCUGAUAUACAAUGACACAGACGAGACAUGUGGUGACUGCUGUAGUCAAAAGGAGUCUUCUGCUCCAGACUCCGACUUUAAAGGUGAUCUAGCUAUUUCUGAUAGCAGUUGGUUCCAUGCUGGAGGGAUCAGCCCUCGGUUAACUUAUGGGCAAGCCUCGUCCUUCAUUACAAUGGAGUACAGUUCUGGGCCGCUUGAAGAGAUGGAAAACAGACCGUUUUCGACUUCAAGUUUGAUAGGGGAUGAGAUAUCUUUGCCAAUUAGACAUGGGAACAGGUCAGGGCCAUUGAGAACUGUCCGAAGUAAGCCAGCGUUUUAUAGACUAAGAGGGAGCAAGAGUGAGCAUGGUGGACUCCUUCCAAAGCGACAUCGGAACAAUGGGAAUUGGGUGUGAGGUUUCUUUAUUUUUAUUUUUGAAAUGUACAGUUCCAGAAGGACCAUGGGUUUUCAGUAAGCCAUCACCCAUCAGUUUUUAGUUUAGGUGUUUGAAAAUCUCUGAGGUUUCGCCCCUGUUUGAAGAAUGAGAGAGAAAACCUUGGCUUCUAAUUUUGGAAUUCUUGAUUCAUUACCAUACAAGUUGGAGAUGUAAGUGGAAUACUUCCUGUAUUAUAUAUCUGGCUAAAUUAUAUUCAUGUGGUUCAAUGCCUUAUUGGUUGACAAUUUUAACUUGUGUAUCCCUUUGCUGCAUUGAAAGUCAUAUAUAAAUAUAUAUACACUUGGUAGCA